This is a messenger RNA of Acanthocheilonema viteae, 384 nucleotides long. NCBI's taxonomy places the organism in Eukaryota, Metazoa, Nematoda, Chromadorea, Rhabditida, Onchocercidae. The record is from the annotation of a GenBank genome assembly.
AUGUAUAUGCUCCUGAUAGUAAUUUCAUUAUUAUCCAUUGAAAGUAUUGGAGAGAUAAUAGGUGAUCGAGUUGUUGCAUGUCACAGCUGUCCAGGUAGUAAUCCAAACUGUGAAGAUAUAUGCGAAGGACGAUACUGUUACAAAGCAGAAUUUAUCGCUAAUGGAUAUACGACAGUGAAACGUGGUUGUCUGAAUGAGACAGAUGGUGGUAUUCAAGUUGGUUUGUGUGAGGAAACACCUUCCAAUUUACCGGGAUCAGAUCUUCAUGCUGUCGAAAGAAUGUGCGUUUGCACAACAGAUAAGUGCAACUCAGCUUCGACCCAUUUUGCUGUCAUUAAUUUAAUCGCAAUUGCAUUAUUCAUUUUUUAUAUUCUACGAUUGUAA